This is a messenger RNA of Drosophila busckii, 657 nucleotides long. RefSeq names its product 39S ribosomal protein L43, mitochondrial (gene mRpL43). The transcript has 3 exons. Gene Ontology annotation, molecular function: structural constituent of ribosome. Bases 67 to 636 code for a protein of 189 amino acids. Gene Ontology annotation, biological process: mitochondrial translation. The record is from RefSeq and is a predicted model, not a curated record. NCBI's taxonomy places the organism in Eukaryota, Metazoa, Arthropoda, Insecta, Diptera, Drosophilidae. Gene Ontology annotation, cellular component: mitochondrial large ribosomal subunit.
UGGCGUGCGGCUGCGGUUACGUAUUUGUUUAGAUUUCUCAGAGAAACUGAUAGUUAUUUAUUAAAAAUGUCCAAUAGUCAUUUAUUUCUUAAAUCCGGCUUCCCGCGUGCACCUCUUCAGAACGGUCUCGGUCGCUACGUGUGCCAGCUGCAGCGUCUAACGCUUAAAUUCUGCAAAAACAAUGGCUCCAGCAAGGGCAUGCGAGAUUUUAUUGAAAACCAUUUGGUGGACUUUGCAAAAGAGAAUCCGGGUAUUGUGGUGUAUGUAAAGCCGCGUAGACAUCGAACUCCUGUGCUAGUGGGAGAAUAUUUAAAUGGAGAGCGCGAAUGGAUGAGCUGCCGCAACAAUACACAGGAGGAGAUAACCAAAUGGAUUGAUCUCUUAAAGACACAAAAUGGCAACUCAAGCUCGUUGCGUCUGCGUAAAAUGUGGCAUACGGAUGUGCCUUCCAUACAAGGACCCUGGACACCUUUUCUACUUCGCUCGCCCGAUGCACAAAAUCAGAGCUAUCCCAGCGAACAAGCCUCCAAGCCGCUGGAUGUGCCGCAGUCAGCCACUGAAAAGUUAUUAGAGCUCUUCAAGCAGCAGCAAUUGGAAGGUGGUCAAGAACUGCUGACGAAGAAGCGUGCAGAAUAAGUUUAAGCCCUAAUUUAAAAA